CCCGCCCCCGCUCCCGGAAGCCCUCGUGAGGACGGUUGAUGGCGGCGUCGUUCCGCGCUCGGAGCCCCGCGCGGUGACUGCGGGGCGCCAUGCGGUCCCGGUGCGGGGCCGGGCCGCGCUGCCGCGUGCCGUACGCUCUGCUCUGGGCGCUGUGCGCGCUGCUGGGCGCUGGGCUACGGCCCGUGACGGCGGUGGCGGCGAUGGCGGCGAGCGAGGAGCGGCGCUCCGCGAGCCCCGCAACGCCGUGCUGGAGGCGGGAGGAGUUCGUGGUGGCGCGGGAGUGCGGCAGCUGCUCCAGCUUCGAGGUGAAAAGCAUCCCGGAAUGCGGCCCCACGGGCUUCGUGGAGAAGAUCAGCUGCGCCGCCUCCAAGCGGGACGAAUACAAGAGCUGCCGCUCGGCCGUGAUGGAAGCGCGAAUCUUCUGGCGUUUCGUGGGCUCCAUGAUGUGUUUGGCCGCCGUCUGCGCCGUGUUGGUGGUUUGGAGGCAGCGGGCGUUGGAUCGGAGGGCGCUGGAAAAGGUGCGCAAACAAAUCGAAUCCAUCUGAAGGCACCCGGGGCACCGGGACGGCGCUGGCACGGAGCCCCUGUGUGCCGUGGGACGCGGAGCUGCCGCCUGUGGGACAGCGGCUCCGAUCGUCGCCUUGUGGACGCGGUGACCCCCCCCCGAGGCGUCACC
Molecule: messenger RNA, 676 nt
Organism: Tympanuchus pallidicinctus (lesser prairie-chicken)
Lineage: Eukaryota; Metazoa; Chordata; Aves; Galliformes; Phasianidae
Gene: JTB
Product: jumping translocation breakpoint
Exons: 5
Coding region: 90-545 (151 amino acids)
Biological process (GO): mitotic cytokinesis
Cellular component (GO): cytoplasm; centrosome; midbody
Source: RefSeq, a predicted model, not a curated record